CGCACUGUCAACGCCGCGUCGCGACCGUCUUCAGGACCGAUUCUCUCGUCUCGCUGUCGUUUCCACGCGACGUCGCGCCGUCAGCCGUCUUGCCAGCGGUCGGGUCACGAGCAUAGCUUGGAUUAUACUAUAUCGGCUUCUCGAUUGCGUUGGUCGCCUGCCCCGCAUCGAGAAAUGCGUGGGACGCCGGGAAAGGUGCUCGCACCGGUCUCCUCCGGCUCGCUGGUAGUCACCGGUUCGUGAUUAAGAGAGCAACGUCGCCGGGGAACUCGCUCGAGAACCUCUUUGCCGAGAACGCACGAUCCUCGCAACCUGUUACCGGUCGCCGGUUGCGAAAUGCGCCCGUUACGGGAACUACCUGUUCACUGGCUCUGACUCGCACCCAGCGAACGGUUCGUUUCUCGCGUCUCUCGCGCGUCUUGUACCUCUUGUGCGUGGACAUCCAGAACGUGGAUAGAACAGCUCCGGUGAAAGUGAACACCGACGAAACCGCCUUCGUCGUUCGGGACUCCUGUGUCCAGUGAAUCCCGUGAAGAUUUUGGGCCGCUGGUGGUCCGCCGAGCGAGCGACCGGCUGAGAACCGCUGACCUGUGAUUUUACGAGAGCUAGAUAUUUGUGGUUUUAUGGUACCGCGCGAGUCUUUAUGGUUUUAUGACGGUUUCUGUGGAAGUGUAAUUUGCUUUCUGCGAGGCGUCGAGAGCGGAGGGGUCUUUGUAUCGGCUUCGGACAGUUCGCAGUGGCCUGGUGAUCGACGAGGUGUCACAGGAUCUCGUCAGGAGAAUCCUGGACGAACAAUCCCGGAAGUAUGAUCGCCCAAAUACGCCGCGGCUCUUGAUUUCAACCUGCACCGCCAGAGAACGAUCGAGGAACAAUGUUGCCGACGUCGAGGCUGUUAAGCGAGGAUCCACCAGGAUCUCCGGACCCUGGCGCGCCUUCCAGGGAUCCGGCAGCGGGAUUGGCUGUUCCGUCGAUCGUGGUAGAGGACGCUGAAGGAAACGACGACGAUCCGCCGCCUUACACCGCGAUCGCACCUCCGAAUCACGUCGGCUGGCCGUUCGUCUUUUCCGGGAUUCCGUAUUCGUUCUGCGGCACGACGCCCUGCAGAGCGAACGCGCCGUUGGCGUCGUUCCAGCCGUUGGCCCCGACGCCGACGCCGAUGCCGACGCCGGCACCGACGACGACGUCGGGCUCGGCGUUGCGUCCCGAAGGGACGGACGGUCAGCAGGCGUCAAUCUCCGUGCCUUUAAUGCCCUGCCAGCUGUUCAAGUUCGGCUCUCACAGAUCUCUGUUCGGGCACAGAGGCCUGCCGUUCUCGGAUAACAUCUCCGUGAGCAAGGGCGGCCACGGAAGGACGCGCAGAUAUGGCGCAAUACUCGUGGCCGCGGCGGUCAUCAUCUUCCUGAUGGCGCUGUCGUUGCUGGUGAGGUUCGUCAUGGAAAAAAGCCUCUGGAGACGCUAGGAGAUGCCGAGGAUACGUCGAUUUCCCGACGCGGGGAACGCUUUUCUCCAUUCCCGAUCCGGACUGAAUCUAGAGUAAGCGUUAUCACGGGAGUAAUUCCCUCCGCGUCAACGCAAAUUGCAAGUAUAAUUAGAACGCGAUUGCUGUCGCCUUUUGUCUCGCCUCGGAACAGAAUGCUCGCGAGUCUGCAGUCCUGUAAAUCGUAAGUGCAAUAUUACAUGCAUGUAUCCUCCGAGAUCCAUGCAUUGCAUAUCGCGCGAAUGCCAUUUCGCGGUUCGACAUUAGUCCUUAAACCUAAUGUACUUGUAUAGUGCGUAAUUUUUUACUUCUACUUGGUAUUUUGUAACUGUGUAAGAAAUAGAGAAUCUGAUAUUUUAAGAGA
Molecule: messenger RNA, 1841 nt
Organism: Megalopta genalis
Lineage: Eukaryota; Metazoa; Arthropoda; Insecta; Hymenoptera; Halictidae
Source: RefSeq, a predicted model, not a curated record